ACGGUUUGUUAGCGAACUAAAGUGACCGAUAUGAGAAAUUAACCUAAGGUGCAGUUUGUGAUUUAGUUUAGUUAGUUUAAUAAAACGCCCAAAAAUAUAAUAAAUGGACUCACCAACGUAAUGUCCAAGCCUCACAAUACCAAAUAACGCCUAUAUAAGAUUUCUACUUUGACAACAUGAACGACAGUUCAUUCGAGUGGCCACACUGGCGCUGGGAUUGGGAGCGUAUGUGUGGCCCGGGAGGUUUGAAAAUUUGGUCUCAGCCUCGACACGAUUUGGGGUUGUGUUUUCAAGAGUUAUACCUCCAGAUUCCCGUUUUGGGCCUUUUUGCAUGUGCCUCAGCAUACUACGUUGGGAGCCAUAUUGGAUACGUAACCAGGGGCCCCGUCCAGCUCUAUGCGAUCUACUUCCGAUGUUUGGUAUCUCUAUGUUCGGCUCUACUUCCACUUUUACAGAUUUACAUUGAUUUGAAUAUAAGUCAGGAGGUUUACUACGUUUCGUAUUUUUUGUGUGCAGUACAAGGAAUUACAUGGUUUUGCCACUUCUUGUAUGCUUUAGUUUUGAGGAAGAGACUAGGGCUGAGCCCUCGAGGGCCGGUCUUUGUGUGCGUGUUGUGGACUUUAUUAUUUGUUUUGAAUGUAGUUUCGGUGCGUAGCCACGUUUUGGUGUAUAAAUUUGCAGUUAAACCGGGAUUUAGUGUAUAUGUUGCGUAUGGGUUUAGUGUUUGUCAGAUUAUCUUGCAAAUUGUUUAUGGUCUCACUCUUGUUCCAAGUGAAGGGAGUACCACUUAUCUCAAUUUCGCAAAUAGAUAUACUGAGAUUGGGGAAACUCAGCCACUCUUGAGCAAUGCUUAUAUCAGGUUUACCGAAGAGGGGGAUCCCAGUUAUUUGGGAGUGGCAAUGGAGAAUGUCACGUGGCUUUCAAGACUGUUAUUCUAUUGGGUCAAUCCUUUAAUGGAGAAAGGAGUACAAGGAAAAUUAAACAAUUCGGAAGAUUUAUACGAUUUACCCUUUUCUCUCAAUUGUGGUACUGUUAGUACUAAACUUGACAAAGCCUUAACUGGGAAUGUUGAUGAGAUAAGAAGACGACAGUUAACUUGUUCUAUUUCAAGUCAGUCAACACCUACCUCACCUGAUGUCACUUUUAUCGGUGUGAGACGACACAACGUAUCUUUAUUCAAAGCUCUUCAUAAGUGUUUUUGGGUACAAUUUUACAGUAUCGGUUUUUUGAAAUUCAUAGCAGAUUGUGCCGGUUUCGCUUCUCCUUUGUUGCUAAACCGGCUAGUCACCUUCAUCGAAGAUAAGUCAGAAGACAUAAAAUGGGGCUACUUGUACGCUUUUCUACUAAUGACAGUUACUUUGAUUUCGUCGUUUUGUGACUCUCAUUUCAAUUUCUUGAUGUCGAUGGUCGGUUUGCGAAUGCGUGGAGCUUUAGUUACCACGAUUUACCGUAAAACACUAACCGUAAGCGAGACUGUUUUAAAUUCGGCUUUUUCGCUCGGAGAAAUUGUAAAUUUUAUGUCGACUGACACGGAUCGGAUCGUCAAUUCGUGUCCGAGCUUCCAUUCUUUCUGGAGUAUUCCGUUCCAACUCGUUAUAACUUUAUAUCUCUUGUAUAGUCAAGUAGGUUUAGCGUUUAUUUCUGGCGUCUUAUUCAGUAUAGUAUUAAUCCCGAUAAACAAGAUAAUUGCAAAUAAAAUCGGACAAUUGAGUACGAAGCUAAUGAAAGAAAAAGAUAUGCGCGUAAAAAUGGUGACUGAAGUAUUACGAGGGAUUAAAGUCAUUAAAUUGUACGUUUGGGAGCAGCAUUUCGUGCGUAUUAUCACAAAAUUAAGAGACAAGGAACUGAAAUAUCUUAAAGGGAGGAAAUAUCUUGACGCUCUUUGUGUAUAUUUUUGGGCUACGACACCAGUCCUGAUCUCAAUACUCACAUUCGCGACUUAUGUACUAAUGGGAAAUAAGUUAACGGCAGCUACCGUUUUUACCGGCAUUGCUUUACUCAACAUGCUUAUAAGUCCUCUCAAUGCGUUUCCUUGGGUCCUCAACGGACUCACCGAAGCGUGGGUGUCCCUCAAAAGGAUACAAAGACUACUGAAUUUGGAAGACUUGGAUUUGGAAGUAUUCUACAAUGAGACGAUGCUAGAAACUGAUCAAAAUAGCGACAUUGUUAUCAAAAAUGGGAUUUUCAAUUGGGGCCGGGAGUUAACAAGCGAGGAGAAAAAUAGGCUACAUUUGGCCUCAAAACAAACUAAGGGCAAAGGUAAGGGCAAAAGGACGCUGAGGAGUGACCCUAUUGAACCCGAAGAAGCGCUUUUCUGUCUCUAUGAGAUCAAUUUCAAUGUCAGGAAGGGCGAGUUUGUGGGGGUCAUCGGUUCGGUCGGUUGCGGCAAAUCUUCCCUACUAUCGGCCAUUUUGGCUGAAUUGAAGAUGCAACAAGGGGAAAUCGCCGUGAGUCAAGUCGAGUCUGGUUUCGGGUUUGUUACGCAACAGCCAUGGCUCCAGAGAGGCACUUUGCGGGACAAUAUCCUCUUCGGGAAAGCCUUUGAGGAUAAUCGGUACAAAUCGGUUUUGUUUGCUUGUGGUCUGGCUGAAGAUAUCUAUCUAUUGCCCGGGGGUGACUUGACCGGGGUUGGCGAAGGCGGAAUGACUCUUUCCGGAGGUCAGAAAGCUCGAGUGGCCUUAGCGAGAGCGGUGUACCAAGACAAGGCCGUGUAUUUACUAGAUGAUAUUUUAUCGGCCGUGGAUACGAAAGUUGCCAGACAUAUUUUCCAACAUUGUAUAAUGGGUUUGCUCAAAAACAAAACGAAAGUUUUGUGUACCCACCAUGUCAAUUAUUUAGUCCACUGUGAUAGGAUUGUCUUGAUGGAAAACGGGGUUAUAAAACAGCAAGGGAAACCCGCUGAUGUUCUUACCAACAUUGAUGACAUGUUGCCAAUUGAAUUAGAAUUGGGUGAAAGUAUCCAAUCAAAUGUUUCAUUUUUGGAAAGUAUUCAAAUUGAGAAAAGUGAAGACGAAAAUGAUAGUCUUCUUUUGGAAGAAGUCAGUGAAACAGGAACUGUUGAGUUUAACGUCUAUGCUAUGUAUUGGAAGUCUAUAGGACACGGUCUUGCAUUUAUGAUUCUUUUGGCUGUUUGUAUAAUGCAAACUUCAAGAAAUAUGACCGAUUGGUGGAUGUCAAAAUGGGUAAGCGAUACAAAUCCGAGCGAAAAUUUGAGUCAAUUCUAUGACGACCAACUGAGCGAAGGGAAUUUCUUUGAAGGAUUUUCAGACUCAAAUCCUAUGUCUUACUAUCUGAGAAUUUACAUCGAGUUGGCGUGUGUCAACACAGUUUUUACUUUGUUUAGAGCGUUUUUAUUCGCUUAUGGCGGAGUUGUGGCCGCUUCCAAGAUACACAAGUUGCUCCUAAGAUCGGUUCUGAAGGGCAAAACGACUUUCUUCGACAUUUCGCCGAUCGGUCGCAUCUUGAACCGUUUUUCCAGCGAUACUUACACUGUGGAUGACUCUUUGCCCUUCAUAGUGAACAUCUUGCUGGCUCAAUUUUUCAGCUUGUUAGGAACUGUCGUUAUAACGAUUUACGGUUUGCCUUGGAUUUGCCUUGUGUUGAUCCCUCUAAUUCCCGUCUAUCACUGGUUGCAAUACACUUAUCGUUUGACUUCUCGGGAAUUAAAAAGAAUAUCAAGUGUGACCCUUUCGCCGGUUUAUAGCCACUUUAACGAGUCAUUACAAGGUUUAACAACCAUACGUGCUAUGAGAGCAACUCAACGUUUCAAACGCGACAACGAAGAGAACGUGGAUGCCAACAUCAAAGCGCAGUUUGCAAGUCAAGCAGCUGCUCGCUGGCUAGGCCUUAGGUUACAAUUUAUAGGAGUUGCGAUGGUUUCGGGAGUUAGUUUUAUCGCGAUAAUUCAGCAUCAAUAUGACGUCGCUGAUCCAGGUCUUGUCGGCUUGGCUCUUUCGUAUGCGCUUUCUGUAACUUCGGCUUUAAAUGGCGUCGUUAAUGCAUUCACCGAGACCGAAAGAGAAAUGAUCGCCGUUGAAAGAGUCAACCAAUAUAUCAAAGACAUCCCUCCAGAGAGCACACAUUGCGUGAUCGACCCGCCUUUCGGCUGGCCCAGUCAGGGUGUUAUCGCCUUCAAAAACGUAGUCUUAAAAUACAGAGAGCACCUGCCGCCUUCGCUGCGUUUCGUAUCAUUCGAAACGCGCCCUUCGGAGAAAAUUGGAGUUGUCGGGAGGACCGGUGCCGGCAAAAGCUCACUCCUGUCGGCACUUUUUCGUCUGGUUGAGCUCUAUUCCGGCGAGAUUUCAAUCGAUUCCGUUAACAUUUCCCGCGUUUCGUUACAAGCUUUGAGGUCUCGUUUGUUUUGUAUACCGCAAGAGCCCUUCCUGUUCAGCGGGACGCUGAAGGAGAACUUGGAUCCGUUGGGGGAGUUUCGGGACAACGAAAUUUGGGACGCUUUGAAGAAAGUUAAUUUGACGGAGACGAUUCGUCGCUUGGGGGGGUUGAAGAAUAUUGUAGUGGGAGGAGGAGUGAACUUUUCAGUGGGACAAAAACAGCUGAUUUGUUUGGCCAGGGCUGUGUUACACAAUGCGAAGAUUUUGUGCAUUGAUGAAGCUACGGCGAAUGUUGACAGGGAAACCGAUCGCCAAAUCCAGCAAACUUUGAGAUCGGCGUUUAGGAAAAGCACGGUUUUGACUAUUGCUCACAGAGUUCAAACAAUUCUAGAUUGUGAUAGAGUAUUGGUGAUGCAUGAUGGACAGGUUGUUGAGUUUGAUCAACCUGAUAAUUUAUUAGCGAAUCCACACUCACUUUUUUACCAAUUAGUUAAUCAAGAUUGAUUUUUUACGUAAUCGUUAUGUAUUAUUUAUGCCAUAUAUUUUAUAAAUAAAACAUUAACGUUA
Molecule: messenger RNA, 4898 nt
Organism: Tribolium madens (black flour beetle)
Lineage: Eukaryota; Metazoa; Arthropoda; Insecta; Coleoptera; Tenebrionidae
Product: ATP-binding cassette sub-family C member 10
Exons: 15
Coding region: 177-4835 (1552 amino acids)
Biological process (GO): transmembrane transport
Cellular component (GO): membrane
Molecular function (GO): ABC-type transporter activity; ATP binding; ATP hydrolysis activity
Source: RefSeq, a predicted model, not a curated record